ACUGAAAGUGCCAGAAUCAGAGGAAGAUCCACUGCUUCAGGAUGUCUGUAAAAAGAAAACGAAUAAGCCAUGCACCUCAAGAAAUACCAUCAACUAGUCAAGGCGAAACGUUUGCUGGAGGCGAUGCAGUCCACGAGUUCGUCGAGGGCUCCAUAUAUCGUAUUAGAAUGCAAAACUUUCUCACAUAUGACUUGGCAGAGGUCUUCCCUGGCCCAAACCUCAAUAUGAUAAUCGGAGCCAACGGAACCGGGAAGUCCAGUAUCGUCUGUGCCAUCUGUCUGGGAUUGGCUGGCAAGACCACCAUCCUGGGCCGCGGAGACAAGGUGGGCUUAUACGUGAAGCGGGGAUGUGCAAAAGGCAUGGUGGAGAUUGAGCUGUUUCGUACGGGGGUGAACCUGGUGGUGCAGAGGGAGAUCCACGUGGACAGCAACCAGUCGGUCUGGCAGCUGAACGGCCGUCCGGCCAGCCUCAAGCAGGUGGAGGAGGAGGUGCGGGCCCUGCACAUACAGGUGGCCAACCUCUGCCAGUUCCUGCCUCAGGAGAAAGUAGGCGAGUUUGCGAAGAUGAGCAAGAUUGAGCUGCUGGAGGCGACGGAGAAGUCAGUGGGGCCGCCAGAGAUGUACAACUUCCACUGUGACCUCAAGAGCUUUCGCAACAAGGAGCGAGACCUGGAGAACGUGUGUAAGGAGAAGGCCAGCUUCCUGAAGAAGGCGAUGCAGAGGAACGAGAGGAACAAGCACGAUGUGGAGCGCUACCAGAAGAAGAAGAGACACCUGGAGCUCAUACAGCUGCUGGAGAAGAAGAAACCAUGGGUGGAGUAUGAGAUGGCGCGUAAGGAGCUGGAGCAGGUGAAAAAGGACCGUGAGGAGGCCAAGAAGAGCCUGAAGGAGCUGAAGGACCAGCGGGCGCCCAUGCUGAGGAAGAUCCAGAGCAUAGACCAGCGCCUCACGCCCAUUCAUGACCAGAUCAAGGAGAUGGCAGCCAACAUCAGAGAAGCCACUCAGAAAUGCAAACAGAAGCAGGACCAGCUGGACAAUAAAAACAGACAGAUCGAGGACAUCAAGCAGUCUGUGAGCCUGAAGCAGGCGGAGGAGGCGGAUCGUCAGAAGCGCAUGGGCAACACGCGACACCUGAUCAGCGACCUACAGGCCCAGCUGCAGCAGUGCGGUGACCAUGGAGACCUGGGUCCCCGCCUGGACGAGCUGCACUCCCAGCUGAGAGCCAAUCAGGAGGAGAGGGGACGCCUGGAGGGGGAGAGGGCUGACCUGCGCCGCCAGAGGGACCGAGACGUGGCCGAGCUCAGAAUGCUUCAGAACCGCAUGCGUGGCCUGGAGGACAUGAUGAACCGUAAGGAGGAGAAGCUUCGCUCUCGCUUCAACGACACCCACAAGGCCCUGCUGUGGCUGCGGCAGAACAAGGAGCUCUUCCAGGGCAAGGCCUACGAGCCCAUGAUGCUGGAGAUUCGAGUAAGGGACACUCGCAACUCCAAGUACAUUGAGAGUCACAUUCCCGUCAACGACCUAAGAGCCUUCGUCUUCCAGAAAGCUGAGGACAUGGAGAAAUUUAUGUCAGAGGUGCGAGACAAACAGGGCCUGCGCGUAAAUGCUGUCAUCGCCCCCCAGGAAUCCCAUGCUACCAAGCCCCCCAGCAGACCCCUGGAGUCUCUCAGGAGGUUUGGCUUGUUCUCGUACCUGAGGGAGCUGUUUGAAGCCCCGGAGGAGAUCAUGAGCUAUCUGUGUUACCAGUACCGCGUCAACGAGGUUCCUGUCGGCACGCAGCAGACCAAGAACAUGAUUGAAACGGUGAUCCGCGAGUCCCAGUUGAGGAUGAUCUACACUGCGGAUGAGAAGUACACGGUGAAGAAGUCGUCCUACUCCAACAACGUCAUCUCCAGCAACUCGGCUCUCCGCCCGCCACAGUUCCUCACCGUCACCAUCGACGCCGAGGAGAGGAGGCAGCUCCAGGACCAGAUCAGGGCGGUGGAGGCGCGAGUCAGUGAGAUCGACGCCCAGGUGGCGGCGCUGCAGGAGCGUCAGGGCCGGCUGGAUCACCGUGACAACGAGCUCAGGGCACAGAAGAAGGAGCUGUCCGACCUGAAGGGCAAGAGGAGGCAGCUGGAGCAGAAGAUUAGCACCAAGCAGGACAGCUUGCGUCAGAUGGAGUCGAGUGUAGUGGACCUGCAGCGUGUGGAGCGGGACAGCCAGCAGAAGAUCAGUACCGUGCACAACCAGAAGGUGGCCAUCGUACAGGAGUUCAUGCAGUACAUGAAGCGGCGUGCAACUUUGAGCAGAGAGAAGGUGUGCUUGAGUCUGGAGACGGUGGCUCUCACUGCAGAGAAAAACAAACUGGAGUCAGACUGCCGAGAUGGAACAGCAGAGCUCCGAGCACUGGAGCAAGCGUGUACGGAUCUGGAUCGCAGGAAGACGACCUUGUUGAGUCAAUGCAAGAGCCUCAUGCGACGAGCCAGCGAGAUAUGCAACAUGGGGCCGGACGAUGCCGCUGUACCACAAGAAUUACAUGAUGUGUUCAGCAUGCUCCCCGACACGUUGGAGGACAUCGAGGCGAGAUUGAGCGAGGAGAGAACCAGAGCAGAGCUCUUCACUGGCAUCAGUGAAACGGUUGUGGAGGAGUAUAAUCGGAGGGAACAAGAGAUCAAGAAUCUGGAGAAAGAACUGGAGGAGAAGAAGAAUGCCCUGGACACCUACAGACAGAACAUCUCUGAGGUGAAGGAGCGUUGGCUGAACCCCCUCCGGCAGCUGGUGGAGCAGAUCAACGAGCGCUUCAGUGACUUCUUCAGGUCCAUGCAGUGUGCUGGGGAAGUGGACCUGCACACCGAGAACGAGGAGGAGUACGACAAGUAUGGCAUCCGCAUCAGAGUGAAGUUCCGUAACAGCACGCAGCUGCACGAGUUGACGCCUCACCACCAGAGCGGAGGAGAGCGCAGCGUGUCCACCAUGCUGUACCUCAUGGCACUGCAGGAACUCAACCGCUGCCCCUUCAGGGUGGUGGACGAGAUCAACCAGGGCAUGGACCCAGUCAAUGAGAGGAGAGUGUUUGACAUUGUCGUGCGGACAGCCUGCAAAGGAACCACCUCACAAUACUUCUUCAUCACACCAAAGCUCCUCCAGAAUCUGCAGUAUGCUGAGGACAUGAGUGUGUUGUGUGUCCAUAACGGGCCCCACAUGCUGCCGCCCCGUGACUGGAGCAGCCAGGCCUUCCAGCGACGCCGUGCACGCCAGAGCAAGUAAAGGUCUAUUUAGACUCCUCCUUCAGUUGCAGGACACGUACUGUCAGCGGGGGGUAGUGGCACAUUACGGACAAUUCAGCCUUGGAGAAAUAUUCUUUGAGUACUGCAAGGGUUCGUUUUAGCUCUAAAGAGUGGGGCGUGAUGGCUGUUUGAGUAUGUGAUCUGCCGCCACCCCCUGCUGACAGUACGUGUCCUGCAACUGAAGGAGGAGUCUGAACCAGAGCAAGUAACGCCACUGGAAAACAAUGACCGCCUUCGUCAUGGCACCGCAUUGCUGCUUUUGCUGUGCACCGCGCAUGCACACUUGGCCAUUUCAUUCUAGUCGGAAUUAGAAUUAGAAUAAGAAUUUUCUAAGCAGAAUAAAAAAUGUCUAACCAGAAAGUGCAAACCCCGCCGUGUGCACACUUGGAAAGUCACACUUGUUAACAUAUCUAGAAAAUAUCUAUAUGUACAUUCUCAGUUAGUUUUUUUAUGUUUGUUUAAAUUUGUUGAUUGUUUAAGUUCUUUGGUUACAGAAUGCAUUAAAAUGGCUAAGUGCGUAUAUGCGUUGCACAGCAAAAGCAGCAAUGCACCAUCACGAAUGCGGCAAAUGACCUGUGGCACCAGGGGUGUCAUCCCCUACUGUGUGACGCGCGCGCACACACACAAAAACGCACACUCGUUAACAUCUAGAAAAUAUCUAUAUGUACAUUCUCAGUUAAGUUUUUUAAGUGUUUGUUAAAGUUAAAAUUUGUUGAUUGUUAAAGUUCUCAAAGUUUGUUUAAGUGAAAGUUUGUCGAAGUUCUUGUUCUUGUCUAAGUUCUUUGGUGCCAAGGAAGUUCUUUAGUGCCAAGUAAAAAUAAAGUUGUUUUGAAAUGC
Messenger RNA from Engraulis encrasicolus (European anchovy), 4105 nucleotides. RefSeq names its product structural maintenance of chromosomes 5 (gene smc5). Gene Ontology annotation, molecular function: single-stranded DNA binding; ATP hydrolysis activity; ATP binding. The transcript has 24 exons. The record is from RefSeq and is a predicted model, not a curated record. Gene Ontology annotation, biological process: double-strand break repair via homologous recombination. The coding region runs from base 42 to 3248 and encodes 1068 amino acids. NCBI's taxonomy places the organism in Eukaryota, Metazoa, Chordata, Actinopteri, Clupeiformes, Engraulidae. Gene Ontology annotation, cellular component: nucleus; Smc5-Smc6 complex.